Messenger RNA from Rhodamnia argentea, 1040 nucleotides. RefSeq lists its product as uncharacterized. Gene Ontology annotation, molecular function: metal ion binding. The transcript is spliced from 3 exons. The record is from RefSeq and is a predicted model, not a curated record. NCBI's taxonomy places the organism in Eukaryota, Viridiplantae, Streptophyta, Magnoliopsida, Myrtales, Myrtaceae. Bases 96 to 797 code for a protein of 233 amino acids.
AAGCCACUUUGUCUCAACUUUUGGAGUUUCAUGGGUCAAUUGAAGCAAAAGGGUUCCUGUAGCAGAUCCCAGACAGUAUCACUUGUGUGCUAAGAAUGUCAACCAAUGAACUUGGUCAACAUCAGAUGAUGAAGACACAUUUGCUCAAAGUGCACAUUAACUGUCUAGGAUGCCGGCGGAAAGUGAAGAAACUCCUCCGGAAGAUCGACGGUGUUUACACGGUACACAUUGAUUCGGAGCAAGAGUUGGUAACUGUUUCCGGCACGGUGGAUUCCGAUAUUUUGAUUGAGAAGUUGGCAGGUUCUGGUAAACACGCAGAGCUUUUCCUUCCAGACUUCAAAACGAAUCAGAAGCAAGAAGGAGAUGGAUCAAAGACAUACUCAGACAACGAUAUACAGAUCCUACGUCGAGCGGAUACAAUGCCCUCCGCAUUCUUUGAAGGAGAUAGGACCCUUGGAAACUAUCUCAACCAGAACAUCGGAGAGAGCGCCUCAAUGGCCAGGAGGGUUGAUGCUCUCCAUUGGAAGGGAGACAUGAAUCCUGAUGUCCAUACACGAAGAAACGGCCUCGGUUACGCUGGCUUCGGAGGCCAUCCGACUGACUACCAAAAUCUUUCCGCCGUUCACCACCAUCUCCCACAAAUGCCGAUUUGGGUUCGCCCAUACCAAUUGCAGGCUCCUGAGAUUAUGCACGUCCAUAACCACGACGAAUUAAUGGUGAAGGACGGCCCGAGUGACUAUAGCUCGUAUCUCUCAUGGCUUUAUGGGAGGCAACCCGAAAUUCACUUCACUCCGUGAUUGCGAUUACAGCAUGAAUAAGUGCAAUGGCUGUCUAGUCUCUAGUCUCUAGAUUCUAGAUUCUACGCAAUAGAAAAUCCAUAACUCUACGUAUUAGCAAAUUAAAGCCCAUUUAAGUGGUCAUUUAUCUAUGUUGAGGACGUCCCGGUUUUAAUCUACUUCAAGUUUAAUCCAUUGUAGGUCGAUUUCGGGUUUGUGUAGGAGAAGAUUCUGAAGUCGCACUCCCGCAAAUUGAUAAUAUUU